AAUCUAUGUGGUCUAAAAUAUGUGGAUAAAGUUUCAAUUGUGUCAAUUCUUUUACACUAUAAAAGUCCUUCACAACACUCACUUUACAUUUGAUACAAGACAUUGAAGAACUAUCCCAAAAACUUCAAAAAAAAAAAAAAAAAAAAAGAAAAAGAAAAGAGAAAAAAGAAAAAAAGAAAAAAAAGAGGUUGGAGGGGUCUUGAAAGGAUGGAUUUGAAAUUCAAGUUUGUUCAUUUUGCUGUUGUGGUGUUAUUUCUAGUACAACUUGGUGAAUCUCAAAAUGCAACUUUUGAUAUAACAAAAUAUGGUGCUAAAAGUGAUGCUGAUAUUAGUGAGGCUUUGUUGAGUGCUUUUAAAGAGGCAUGUCAAUCAACUAGCCCUAGCACCAUUGUGAUCCCAAAAGGAACAUUCCAAAUGAACCAAGUGAAACUAGAAGGCCCAUGCAAAGGUCCUCUUGAACUUCAAAUCCAAGCUACUUUGAAAGCUCCUUCAGACCCUAACCAACUCAAGACUGGUGAAUGGUUAACAAUCAACAAACUUGAUGGGUUCACCAUGUCUGGUGGUGGGACACUUGAUGGUCAAGGUAAAGCUGCAUGGGAAUGCAAGGAGUCCAAAAAGUGCACCAAGCUUCCCAAUAACUUGAGCUUCAACUCUCUCACAAAUUCCAUAAUCAAGGAUAUAACCACAUUGGACAGCAAAUCAUUCCAUGUGAAUGUGAACCAAUGCAAAAACUUAACAUUCCUCCACUUCAAUGUCAAGGCUCCAGGCGAUAGCCCUAACACUGAUGGCAUCCAUAUCUCAAGGUCGAGCUCUGUGAAUGUCACUGAGUCUACUUUCUCUACUGGAGAUGAUUGUAUCUCUGUUGGCGAUCAAACAGAACAACUUUCCAUCACUAAGGUCACUUGUGGACCUGGACAUGGCAUUAGUGUUGGUAGUCUUGGUGGAAAUCCUGAUGAAAAGCCAGUGGUUGGUGUGAUUGUUAAGAAUUGCACUUUCAUUAGCACUGAUAAUGGUGUUAGGAUUAAGACAUGGCCUGCUUCUCACCCUGGUGUUGUCUCUGAUAUACAUUUUGAGGAUAUCAUUGUGCAAAAUGUUAGCAACCCUAUUUUCAUUGAUCAAGUUUAUUGCCCAAGUGGCAAAUGCAACAAAAAUUUGCCUUCACAAGUGAAGAUCAGCAAUGUGACUAUCCAAAACAUAAAGGGUACAUCAAGAACUCAAAAUGCAGUAUCACUACUUUGUAGUAAAGGUGCACCAUGUGAGGGUGUUGAAGUUGGAGACAUUGACAUUACUUAUAGUGGAAAAGAAGGACCAGCAACAUCAAAGUGUGAGAAUAUUAAGCCAAAUUUAAAGGGAAAGCAAAGUCCAAACGUUUGCUCUUCUGCUGGUGCUCCUGCUCCUGCUCCUGCUCCUGCUCGUGCUGCUUCUUCGUCUUCUUAAUUAGUUAAUCUUAGUACCUUUUAAAGCGCUAAAUUUAUGAUUUGUUAAACGGAAAAUAAAUUUGACGAAAAAAGUUAAGAGGUUGAAAUAUCUACUGAGCUUACAAGCAUGUCAAAUCAAAUAGAAAAUGGAUGAUUUAAUGUCUC
Messenger RNA from Capsicum annuum, 1583 nucleotides. RefSeq names its product polygalacturonase. Gene Ontology annotation, biological process: carbohydrate metabolic process. Gene Ontology annotation, molecular function: polygalacturonase activity. NCBI's taxonomy places the organism in Eukaryota, Viridiplantae, Streptophyta, Magnoliopsida, Solanales, Solanaceae. The transcript has 4 exons. The record is from RefSeq and is a predicted model, not a curated record. Bases 208 to 1437 code for a protein of 409 amino acids.